Molecule: messenger RNA, 1346 nt
Organism: Heterobilharzia americana
Lineage: Eukaryota; Metazoa; Platyhelminthes; Trematoda; Strigeidida; Schistosomatidae
Source: the annotation of a GenBank genome assembly
UUAUAGCCUAAGGUAUCAUACAACUUAUUCAAAUGUGUAGAAUCCUACUAUUUUUCAUUUUUUGUUCAAUUUUCAAUACGGAAUCCAUUAAAAUUGGAUCAUUCAACAUUCAAGUGUUUGGACAAAAUAAAGUUUCUAAAAAGGAUGUCCUGUUAAUACUAGUCAAGAUAUUAUCUCGAUAUGAUUUAGUUGUAAUACAAGAAAUUCGUGAUUCUAAAAAUACUUCAUUCAAACAACUAGUCGAAGAAUUAAAUAAAUAUACUAAUGGGAUAUAUAAGUCUUUAUUAAGUGAAAAACUUGGCCGAACAAAGUCAAAAGAACAGUAUGGUUUGAUCUACAAACCCCAUUUAAUUAAAAUUGGUAAAACUAUCACUUUUCCCAACGACAAGAAUUGGUUUGAAAGACCUCCGAUGGGUGUUCAAGUGCUUGGAAAUACUUCUGCUAUUCCAAUAUUCGCUUUAAUUAUUGUACAUUUGGAUCCAGAUAGUGUUUACGAUGAAGUAAAUCAUCUCUACACAUCUGUUCAGAAUAUUAUGAAAAUCUGGCAAACACAGAAUAUUCUCAUUCUUGGAGAUAUGAAUGCUGAUUGUGGUUAUUUAUCAAGGAAGAAAAUGAAACAGAUUCAGUUACGCAAAGAUACAGAAUUUAUUUGGGCUAUUCCAGAUCAUCAUGAUACAACUGUAGGCAAAGGUGAUUGUGCGUAUGAUAGGAUAAUUAUACAUGGUAGAAAAUUAAAACAAUCAGUUAAGCAAGGCAGUGUAAAAGCUUAUCAUUUUCCAAGUGAUCUACAACUUGAUAAUAAAAUGGCAAAACAAGUUAGUGAUCACUAUCCAGUCGAGGUGGAGAUUCUAUGAAGACGUUACCUGUAAACUUAACUGUAAGCCUAACACAAAUAGGCAACCAUGCAAGCAAGGAUAUAAGGAUGGUUCAAUGCAAUAUACCACUGUCUGUAAAGUUUUUAUCUUUUUAACUAAUGAUAAUUGCUGUGUAAAAGUAAAAAUCUAAUUCUCUUACAGUAUUUACUAAGAGAAUGCCAAGCAGCGAUAUGCAGGCAGUCAACAGUUAAAACGUCUCCCUCUCGUCACCUGAUUACACAGACGCUGACCUAAUCGUAGGAGAAUUUUCAUAAGACCUAGAAUAUGCAGAUGAUAUAGUCCUGUUAGGUGAACACGCUGACAAUAUACUGAGUCUUCUGAACACUUUACAGCAAUUAGAGAAUGUUUUGGAUGCGUUUCUCACCACCGAAAUGAAAAUUGUUGCUCCAGGAUCGGUCUUCAACGAGGCCACGGCUAACAAUAGAGUGUAGUGAUUGAGUGUCGACCACACUUUACUUACCUGGGAAGUAG